AUGGGUUUCUCGCUUUCUCUCUUCAUUUUCAUGGCCUUGCUUUUCUUACUUUCACGGUUACAUCUUAUAGUUGGUCAAUCUUCUCCUUUUACGCAACCCCUGUGCCAUCAUGAUGAGAGCUCUGCCUUGCUGCAAUUCAAGCAAAGCUUUAUCAUCGAUAAAUCUGCAUCAUUGAAAUCGACGUUUUAUAGUUUUUCAUCUGAUUAUACUCAUGAUUGUCAAAAGGUUGGGUCUUGGACAGAAGGAGACAAAAGUGACUGCUGCUCAUGGGAUGGGGUGGAGUGCGACGAGGAUACGGGUCAUGUAAUUGGGCUGGACCUCAGUUUCAGCUGUUUAUAUGGUUCUAUUAACUCCACCAGCAGCCUUUUCCGUCUUGUUCACCUCCAAAGGCUUAACCUUGCCUUCAAUGACUUUAACUACUCUCGUAUUCCACCCCAGGUACGCAAUCUUUCAAGACUAACACAUCUCAGUCUCUCUGCGUCUAACUUUUCUGGUCAAAUUCCGUUAGAAAUUUCACAAUUGUCACACUUGUCAUCCCUCGAAUUGUAUGGCACCCCCACUCUUGGAUAUCCCCAAUUGGAACUCAAAAAUCCUAGCCUAAGAAGCCUAGUCGGAAAUUUGACCCACCUACAAAAGCUUGAUUUGAGUUGGGUGAACAUUAGCUCUACGGUGCCUAAUAUUUUGGCAAAUUUGUCUUCUUUGACAUCCCUCUCUCUUGGUGGAUGUGGUUUGCACGGGGAAUUUCCAAUAGGCAUCUUUAAGCUAUCAAAUUUGCGAGUUCUUUCUGUAAUUGACAAUGAAGGCCUCAUCGGUUAUUUGCCUGACUUUACAUGGAGUGGUCCGCUUGAAGCAUUGAAUCUGGCAGGCACAAGUUUCACUGGUGAGCUACCCGCUUCCAUGGGAAACCUUGGCUUACUCACAGUGUUGCUAUUGUUUGAAUGCAAUUUUUCGGGGUCCAUUCCAUCUUCACUAGGUAACCUUACUAAACUCGUUGACCUUAGCCUUGCAAGAAACUCUUUCGUGGGUAACCUCCCGUCUUCAUUUGGCAACCUCUCUAAACUCAAUCAUCUUGAGCUUUCAAAUAACGCUUUCGUGGGUAACAUCCCGCCUUCACUUGAAAACCUUGUUCAACUCAAUUUUUUAGACAUUUCCUUCAAUAAAUUGACUGGUCCAAUUCCUUCUAAGCUUGUAAACUUGCCACAAUUGAACCUUGUUUAUCUAGAGGACAACCUUUUGAGUGGUGAAUUGCAUUUUGGGCUUAUAAAUCAGACACAAUUGGAAGCCAUUAGCUUGAGCAACAAUGAGUUAAUUGGCCCAGUUACUUUUGGGCCUAUGAACCUCACACAAUUAUUUUUCUUGGACCUUUCAGCCAACAAACUUCAUGGUCAAAUUUCGAACUCGGUCUUCAACUUCAAGAAUCUUCAAGUUCUUUAUCUUUCUGAGAACUACCUUAACGGCGUUGUGGAGUUUGCCGAGUUUGUUAAGCUCAAGCAUUUAAUUGCAUUGGAUAUUUCUGGUAAUCAAUUUUCUUUACUUACUGAAGAAACCAGAGCCAAUGCAACUCUUCAAAAGUUUCAAGUUUUAGGAUUUUCUUCGUGCAACUUGAGCAAAUUUCCAAAUUUUCUUAGAGACCAAGAUGAAUUGGUGUUUUUAAACCUCUCCAACAACAAGAUUCAUGGCCAAGUCCCAGAAUGGAUGUGGAACAAAACCACUGCGAGUCUACAAGUUCUUGAUCUUGAGUCAAACUUGCUCCAAGGAUCACUUCCUAUUCCACCAGUCUCCACUUCGCAUUUCGAUAUUUCAAAUAAUUCAUUGACUGGAAAUGUUCCGAAAUUGUUUUGCACUUUGAUUUUUCUUCAAAAACAAAUUUCAAGGAAGCAUUCCAGAGACUUGGUUAGGAGGAGGCCAAUUGAGGAUAAUAAAUUUCAGUCAAAACAAAUUCCAAGGGCAUUUACCGAGAUUGCUGGCCAAGUGUACAUGGCUCAGGGUCCUUGA
Corylus avellana is the source of this 1995-nucleotide messenger RNA. The record is from RefSeq and is a predicted model, not a curated record. NCBI's taxonomy places the organism in Eukaryota, Viridiplantae, Streptophyta, Magnoliopsida, Fagales, Betulaceae.